AUGUCCACCUCCACCCUUCUGGACCGCUACAAACUCGUCUUCUUUGUCCCGCCCUCCGACCUGGAGCCUUGCAAGGAUGCCAUCUUCGCAACAGGCGGAGGGUCAUUUCCCGGAGGGAAAUAUACCAAAUGUUGUUUCCAAACUACUGGCAUGGGCCAGUUCCUACCUAAUGAAGGCGCAGACCCGGCCGUCGGGGCGGUUGGUGUUGUGGAACACUGUGAGGAGGUCAAGGUUGAGAUUAUGUGUCUGGGUCGGGAUGUUAUGCUGAAGGCAGUUGAUGCUUUGGUUUCGGCUCAUCCGUAUGAAGAGGUUGCUUAUGAGGUUUAUCGUAUGGAGAAUGUGUAG
Penicillium canescens is the source of this 345-nucleotide messenger RNA. RefSeq lists its product as uncharacterized. Bases 1 to 345 code for a protein of 114 amino acids. The record is from RefSeq and is a predicted model, not a curated record. The transcript has a single exon. NCBI's taxonomy places the organism in Eukaryota, Fungi, Ascomycota, Eurotiomycetes, Eurotiales, Aspergillaceae.